AUGGGAAGAGGCCCCCGCCGCAAGGAGGCUUCUCGAAAUCCGGCGGAGGAGCCCGCUGAGGCUAGCGGCAUUUGGCAGAAUGGAGUGCAGCGCUACAGUGCCGCCUUUGAGUCCUUCUAUAGGGAGCAGCGGAUAGUGCCUGAUGAGGCGUGGGACCUCUUCAUGGAAUCUCUUCAAUCGAGCCUCCCCACGGCUUUCAGAAUAGUGACUGUGACACCACACCGCCACUAUGUACAUAAGUUUCUACAGGAGACACUCGCAAGUCUGCAGGACCCCACAUCUGCCAAUGCUGCGGAUGGGGCUGAGGGACGCCAGACAGAUUUUCGAGAGGCCUUGAAGGCACUAGAGUGGUACAAGAGCGGCAAAGAGGCUUUCCAGCUGGAGGUUUCCCGGCACGUUUUGCGGACGUGCAAGCCCCUCUUGAGCUUUCACAAAUUUUUAGUAGCUCAGUCAGAAGCCGCAACGAUUUACCGGCAGGAAGCUGUCUCUAUGAUCCCUGCACUCUUUCUUGAAAAGGAAAUGCGGAGUGAUUCGCUAGUCCUGGAUAUGUGUGCCGCUCCAGGCUCCAAAACCUCCCAACUUCUCGAGGCUCUCCACCGGGCGGCUGAACACGAGAAACGAUGUCGCCGCAUACAGGAGAAACGAGGAACUGAAAUGGAGGAAGAUGGAUGGCCUGCACUUCCAACUGGCGCCGUUGUAGCCAACGACGCAGAUGUCACGCGUUCUCACAUGCUGGUUCAUCACCUACGCCAUCUUCAUUCGCCCUGUCUUCUUGUCACGUCGCACGCUGCCCAGUUUUUUCCGACGGUCUUUGAACCUCCCAGAGUUCAGCCGGCUGCAGCAGCAGGGGCCCCCUACGGCGUUUCUGUGGCUGCGGAGAGCGACGAGGCGGCUGCCACACGACUUUCACCCGUUCAAUUCGACGGGGUGUUGUGCGACGUGCCAUGCUCUGGAGAUGGAACAAUGCGAAAGAACGCAGCCUUAUGGGCAGCAUGGAGCCCACACCAGGGACUAGGCUGUCAUCGGCUGCAGGUGCAGAUUCUACUCAGGGGCAUCAAAGUGUGCAAAGUCGGAGGCCGCAUAGUUUACAGCACCUGCACGUUUAAUCCAAUAGAAAAUGAAGCCGUCGUCCAUGCAGCCAUGACGAUGUCGAGGGGAGCUGUGGAGCUCGAAGACUGUACAGAGGAUCUUCCAGCCCUUAAAAGGAGCCCAGGAUUGAGCAGCUGGCGCGUAGAGUGGGAAGGCCGGUGGUAUGACUCGUUUGACAACGUGCCUAAGACAGCCAGAGCCGCCAAGAAACUGAGGCCAUCCAUGUUUCCUCCAAGCGAUGGAUCGGGGUCGUCUCCAGCGGUGCCACUCCACCGCUGCAUGCGUUUCCUCCCUCACGUGAAUAACACAGGCGGCUUUUUUGUCGCUGUGUUGCGCAAAGUUCGCGAGGUGUGUCUGACUCCGCUCUCGUGCCCCCCGAGCGCUAGCGGAUGCUCUCAGGCAGCGAGUUUAAAUGACUUCCCCGAGGCCGGGGGGGGCGGCCUCAAAGAGGUUGCAUAUGCUGGGAUUCAAGAUGCUGCAGACGCAUGCACGGACGCACUUGCUGAGAGCGUUUCGGAGGCGAGGGCGCGAAGACCAUUCGAUAAGAUGCAACUUGAUAUGGUUGGCCUCGAUUGGCAGCCUGAAGCGUUGCAGCGGCAGCAUCAACAGCUGCUCCAACAGGAGGAAUGCUCCAGGAGCUCAGGAGAGCGACCUGCUGGGGAUCCAGACGGAUCGGGGAAUUCAACUGCGGGCAUAGCGGCGGCAUGUGUACCGGCGUCCCAUGCCAGCCAGCGGCCGUUCACAGGAAUGUCUAUCGCCGUCACACGUGACAUUUUAGAGAAGGCACUACGGUCAGUGCUUUCUACUUUGGACCUUUCUGAGGAUUUGUUGAACCCGUAUAAAUCAAAAUGUGCCGUGCGCGAGGUGCUGCUUCGUCUAAGCUCCCUAGUGUAUUUUCGCCGAAUGACGUCGGAGUCUCCAGGCGCUUCUGGCGGAGAGCCCGCGGAGACAGGAGACCUUCCCAGCGAAGAGUCGCGAGACAGGCAGCCCAGACGGCUCUUCUUUGUGUCUGAAGGCGUCAAACGGCUGGUGGAGGCUGUCGGGGCCUCUCGCUAUAAAAUUAUAAAUGGCGGCUGCUUGGCCUUCCAGGCGCGAACCAAGGGAGUCUACCGCAUUGCGUAUGGUGGAGCACAGUGGCUGGCGCCAUUCUACGAGGCAGUGAUGCGUCUCACUACUGAGCCGGCUGAAGCUGUUGCAGCUGGUGCAGCCACUGUCAAAGAGCAGGCGGGCACGCUGAAAACCCUCCUCGGAGUCUCUGCUCAGGUAGAAGGCCGCCGCGUCUUCCACAUCCCAGGGGGACUGCUUUACAAAUUGACAGCAACGGAGCAGGCGGAUCGGCGGGUGCCUCUUUGUGCGAUUGAAGAAGCUCGCUUUGGCCAGACUCUCGUGCAGGCCUCUCGUGAAGGUUCUCUACUGUUGCUGGCACGACUCCCUCACCACGCACCUGAAGCUGCUGGCAGCACCUUCAGCAACGUGGCGGUGCCAGCGUGGAGAGGGCGCACCAACGUGGAACUGAUGCUUGACCCGAAUACACGAUGGGCGCUGAAGUGUCUCUUGAACGCCUGCGGGUUUGGACAUGAAACAUCUAUUUGUGACAAAGCAUGA
Molecule: messenger RNA, 2694 nt
Organism: Cyclospora cayetanensis
Lineage: Eukaryota; Apicomplexa; Conoidasida; Eucoccidiorida; Eimeriidae
Exons: 12
Coding region: 1-2694 (897 amino acids)
Biological process (GO): RNA methylation
Molecular function (GO): tRNA (cytidine-N5)-methyltransferase activity
Source: RefSeq, a predicted model, not a curated record